ACUCAAAAGGUACUUUUUAGGUCCAAUUCACCAUUCGUGCUCUGUCUCAGUUCAAUCUCCGGCGGUAUUUUCUCUGCAGUGUCAACGGCGGUUCAUAUAUUUGUUAUUUUAUUCAUUUGUUGAUAACUUUCUUUUCUACCGAUUAACUGCGACUUGGACAUGGGCGUUGACGACACGGCGAAGAACGAUGUCUCCGCAGAGUCCCCGACUUCGGUCCUCGAAGAUGAGGAAGAAAUCCUUCUGGAUGCCAAAAUUGGAGAUUCUUCACUUAUAUCAGAAGCCAUGGCCGAAGAGGAGGAAAAGCUUCUCAAAGUUCGGGAGGAAGAAGAAAAGGUAGAUGAAGAGAAGAAACCGGAGGAGGUUCCUCACUUGGACGACAUCCAAUACACCAGAUUGGAUGAGCUGUUAACACAGACGCAGAUGUAUUCUGAAUUUUUGCUGGAAAAAAUGGAGGACAUCACAAUUAACGGAGUUGAGCAAAAUAACCAAACUGUGGAGACAAAGAGAGGCCGUGGCCGGGGAUCAAAAAGAAAAGCAACUGUCACAUACAAUAAUAGGAAGGCCAGGAGGGCAGUUGAAGCAAUGAUUACAAGAUCCAAGGAAGGUGAAAAAACUGAUGAUGUGAGCCUGACAGAGGAAGAAAAAAUUGAGAAGGAGCAGAUGGAACUUGUGCCCCUGUUGACUGGAGGAAAGUUGAAGUCUUAUCAACUCAAAGGCGUGAAGUGGUUAAUAUCAUUAUGGCAAAAUGGUCUUAACGGAAUCCUAGCAGACCAAAUGGGUCUUGGAAAGACAAUUCAAACAAUUGGCUUCCUUGCACAUUUAAAAGGGAAUGGGAUGGAUGGUCCUUAUCUAGUUAUUGCUCCUCUGUCUACACUCUCAAAUUGGGUAAACGAGAUUUCAAGGUUUGUUCCCUCUAUGAAUGCUAUUAUCUAUCAUGGAAACAAGAAAGAGAGGGAUGAGAUAAGAAGGAAGCAUAUGCCCAAAACCAUUGGUCCCAAGUUCCCCAUAAUUAUUACUUCUUACGAGGUUGCCAUGAAUGAUGCCAGAAAAUUUUUGCAGCAUUACACCUGGAAAUAUGUUGUGGUUGACGAGGGUCACAGGUUGAAGAACUCCAAAUGCAAACUGCUGAGAGAACUAAAAUAUCUACGUAUGGAAAACAAGCUUUUAUUGACAGGGACACCUUUGCAAAACAAUCUGGCAGAGCUUUGGUCAUUGUUGAAUUUUCUGUUGCCUGAUAUUUUUGCAUCUCAUGAAGAAUUUGAAUCAUGGUUUGACCUGUCUGGAAAAUAUGCUAAUGAAGCAAUAAAGGAAGAAAUGGAAGAAAAGAGAAGGGCUCAAGUGGUAGCUAAACUUCAUGCUAUAUUGCGUCCAUUUCUCCUACGAAGAUUGAAGACAGAUGUUGAGCAGAUGCUACCUGGAAAAAAGGAGAUUAUCUUAUAUGCUACUUUGACCGAUCAUCAGAAAAACUUCCAGGAUCAUUUAGUCAAUAAGACAUUGGAAAAGUAUUUGGUAGAGAAUGUUUCAGUAGGAUAUUGUAUGAAAGGAACACUUAACAACCUAAUGAUACAACUUAGGAAGAAUUGCAACCAUCCGGAUCUUUUGGAGUCAGCUUUUGACAGCUCAACAUUCUAUCCACCAGUUGAGCAAAUAGUUGAACAGUGUGGUAAAUUUCGCUUGCUUGACAGACUGCUGAUUAAGUUGUUUGAGCGCAAGCACAAAGUUCUGAUUUUUUCCCAAUGGACCAAGGUGUUGGAUAUAAUGGAUUACUAUUUUAGUGAAAAGGGAUUUGAAGUUUGCAGAAUUGAUGGUGGGGUAAAAUUAGAUGAAAGGAAAAGACAGAUCCAAGAAUUUAACAAUGAGAACAGUAACUACAGGAUAUUUCUUCUUAGCACUAGGGCUGGGGGGUUGGGUAUUAACCUCACUGCUGCUGAUACAUGUAUACUUUAUGACAGCGACUGGAAUCCUCAAAUGGAUUUGCAGGCCAUGGAUAGAUGCCAUAGGAUUGGCCAAACAAAGCCUGUCCAUGUCUACAGGCUUGCAACAGCUCAGUCAGUUGAGGGACGCAUUUUGAAGAGGGCAUUUAGUAAGUUGAAGCUUGAACAUGUCGUGAUUGGUAAGGGACAGUUUCACCAAGAACGGACCAAGUCUACAAUGAAUCCCAUUGUGGAGGAAGAGGAUUUACUGGCAUUGCUCCGAGAUGUAGAAACCGAAGAGGACAAACUGAUACAGACGGAUAUUAGUGACGAAGAUUUGGAUAGGAUUCUUGAUCGUAGUGACUUGAUUACUGACAAAGAGAAAUCCGAAACUACUGGCCAUUCGGUUCCCCUCAAAGGACCUGGUUGGGAGGUGGUGAUACCAACAGCAAGCGGAGGCAUGCUUUCAACCCUCAAUAGCUAGUUGGUUCAGUUGGUCGGUAAUCUUUAUAAACCCUUCAGAUGUUAAUUUUUCUCAUCAAGGCUGUUUUAGGUGGUGAUACCAAUUGCAAGUCGCGGCCAUAUUUUCCAUAGAAAGAACCCUAGUAGUCGGUUAGUACUUCAGUAGGAUGGAAUGGAUUUGGUGGGGUUGCGGACAAUGGUCUUGCUUUUGGGAUUUUGUGGUAAAUUUGGUUUUGUUUAGUUGGUCUUGAUGGGAUACAGCUUAUUCUUGGGGAAACAAGGUUAAUUUUUGUAAAUUUUCGUUUUACGGGUUAAAUUCAAAUGAUCUACCUUCUUGAGAUGAAUGGAAUUGUAAUGAGUUUUUUUUA
Molecule: messenger RNA, 2743 nt
Organism: Carica papaya (papaya)
Lineage: Eukaryota; Viridiplantae; Streptophyta; Magnoliopsida; Brassicales; Caricaceae
Gene: CHR1
Product: chromatin remodeling 1
Molecular function (GO): ATP binding
Source: RefSeq, a predicted model, not a curated record